Molecule: messenger RNA, 2568 nt
Organism: Ctenopharyngodon idella (grass carp)
Lineage: Eukaryota; Metazoa; Chordata; Actinopteri; Cypriniformes; Xenocyprididae
Exons: 8
Coding region: 976-2568 (530 amino acids)
Biological process (GO): visual perception; lens development in camera-type eye
Molecular function (GO): structural constituent of eye lens
Source: RefSeq, a predicted model, not a curated record
AACUGUGGCAUGCACAACAGGGGAAUUAUUUGUUGUUAAAUUUAAACCAUGACCCCCACUGUGGUCAUUGUGAGACCUAGACUGACCCACCCCCCUUCUGCCACCUUCACUGAAAACAUCAUUCCCAGAAGCUCCAACAAGCCAACCACCUCUCCCUCUGGGAAAACCAGUGGCUUCUAUGAAUGUUCUAUCCAUAUCAGUAUCACAAUCAAUUUUUGUCAUAUCUCAGUCACUGUUACUUACAAGUAAUAAAGAAAACGAGUAUGUAUUAUAUACUUAAACUGUGAAAAUGACACACUGAAACAACACUCCAGUUAGAAAAUAUAGAAAAUAUAUACAAGCAGUUCAAAAAGCAGUGUAUCAGUGUAAGUGUGCUCAAAAGUCCAAAAAGUGUUAAGUGAUUGACAGUCACUCGGCUUUGAUCAUGUAUUGUGUAUGCGUUUACAGUCUUUGUCCAUGACAUUGAAGAUCCGAACGGGGUUCAAACACGGCUGAGGAGCAGCAACCACGGCCGAUCUGCAUCAAGCUGAUCAGGGCGAUCCAAAGAGUCACGGCACCAGUGUAACGUUUAUAGCUUUAUAUCCCCGAAUAGAUGACACACAAGAAUCUGAGAAACAAUAAAGUGUAUUUUAUGGACAAAGAAAUACACUGCAGACAUAAACCAUAAACCGCAGCAGUAUCAGCCAUUUUCUGCUGAACUACACACACAACCCGCAGCAAUUCCAUGCAUCAAAACAACAAAGAAUAUACAUGAAAAUCACAUACCUGAGAAACAAUAAAGUGUAUUUUAUGGACAAAGAAAUACACUGCAGACAUAAACCAUAAACUGAAACAAGAAAAACAUAAAAUGAACAAACUCUGUAUGCACUUUUAUCACAUUUGUUUAACAGUAAUCAGCACAGAAAAGAAACACGCAUACCCGCAGCAGUAUCAGCCAUUUUCUGCUGAACUACGGAGGCACAUAAUAUUUUUGACAUGUUUCGCACCAGAUACACUCUGCAUCGCCAGGCCUACCAGCACAAGACUGUCAAUAUUAUUGAAAUCAUGAUUAGAGAUGCCCUAGUAAAAGCUGAUGGCCAUUUCCAGAUCUCUGAAGCAAGAAAAGAUAUGGAAGAAUACACCAAACUCACAGAUCAUAUUCUUGAGAAAAUAUUGUGCCCUGAGUAUGAUCACAAAAAGAUACUUAAAAAAGCCCAAAGAGAUCUUAAAGAUGAAAAAACAAAGCCAGAUGAAGCCAAAAUAAUACUUGAAACCACUGCAGAGAAACUCAGAAAGGAUGCAGAAAAACUUCAAAAAGCUGCAGAGAAACUCCAAAAAGGUGCAAACAAACUUGAAAAAGACAAAAACCUAGAGACAGCACGAGAAAACCUUCAGGCCGCCCAAGAAAUCCUUCAGGAAGAAGAUCUUCAGGAUGCUAGAGAAAUAGUGAUGAAAAUUCUCAAAAGGGACCUGCCAAAGUUUCUGGGAGAGGCCAAACUGGAGAAAAGAGACAAAUCAAAGGUAAAGCGUGACUGGACAGCAGCAGUGAAGAGAUGGAAUAAGGAAAAGAAACAAGAUCUGAAAGUUGAUGAUUUUGUGGUUGAUGUGGUUCUCAUGGAUUGUGGCAUGAAGGAUAAAAACCCCAUGGACAAUGUCUAUUUCUACCGCAAGAGGGACUUGGACAAAGUCUUCCUGAUUACUGAUCAGAUGUUCCUGCCAAAAGAUUUUUAUGAAGAACUGUUUAGAGUGUACUAUAAAGGCCCAGAAGAAAAGCUCAAGGAAGCUCAGCAGUGUUUUGACGAGUGGAGCAGAGAAUAUUUUAAACCGAUGCCUAAGUGUUUGAUUCUGUUCUACGAUAAAGAUGAGUUUGGAGGCAACGAGUGCUUUAUCACAGGGGACUGUCCUUCUUUGGACCGCUGUGGUAUAGAUGUGGUCCGCUCUUGUAAGGUUAUCAAAGGCAUCUGGAAGCUCUAUGACGGUCAAGAAUACAAGGAGCCCCAUUACCUGCUGAAGGAGGGGGAUUAUCCCAAUCCUGCAGCAUGGGGUGCCACAAACCCUGCUAAGUCUCUUAAAAGUGUGACAUUUCAGAUCCAGCUCUAUGAACAGGUGGAUCUGGUAAAUCCAAAACACGAGACCACUGUUGACUGUCCUUCUGUGGAGGAACAGUUUGGUAUAAAUGGGGUUCGCUCCUGUAAGGUGGUCAGUGGUGUAUGGGAGCUCUAUGAGGGGCGUGACUACACUGAGCCCCAUUACCUACUGAAUGAGGGGGAGUAUCCCAAUCCUGCAGCAUGGGGCGCCACAAACCCUGCUCAGUCUCUUAAUCGUGUGACAUCAUUUAAGAUUCAGCUCUUUGAACGGGAGAAUUUUGAAGACCCAAUGCAUGAGAUCACUGUUGACUGUUCUUCUGUGGAGGACCAGUUUGGCAUAAAAGCGGUUCGCUCCUGUAAGGUGGUCAGUGGUAUCUGGCGGCUCUUUGAGGAUCCUGACUACACUAAACCCCAUUACCUACUGAAGGAGGGGGAGUAUCCCAAUCCUGCAGCAUGGGGCGCCACAAACCCUGCUCAGUCUCUUAAACGUGUGACAGAGUAA